Phialemonium atrogriseum is the source of this 1463-nucleotide messenger RNA. RefSeq names its product putative ubiquitin-conjugating enzyme protein. The transcript has 3 exons. Lineage: Eukaryota; Fungi; Ascomycota; Sordariomycetes; Cephalothecales; Cephalothecaceae. Gene Ontology annotation, biological process: ubiquitin-dependent protein catabolic process; protein polyubiquitination. The record is from RefSeq and is a predicted model, not a curated record. Bases 381 to 1139 code for a protein of 252 amino acids. Gene Ontology annotation, molecular function: ubiquitin conjugating enzyme activity.
AGGGAUGUUAAAAUCGAGGCCCAUGCCCCUCAGCAUCUACACGUACAGAUCGACCUGAUCCUUUCAGGCUCAGUCAUUUCUCAUCACGAUUUCCUCAUUUUCUGGGCUGCAUGGCCUCCUUUCUCUAAAACUCACCAGAUUGGGAUUUCCUUUUGUCAUCUCCACCUAAUUGCCACUUUCUCACCUACCUCUCGGGAUCUCCGACUGGGUUCGCCGCCCUUGCCGGAACAUAGUUAGCAGCUGUGAUCGGCGCUAUUAACCUAUCUCUGACCUUUAAAAUAUCUAUACUAUCAGCCGUUCGCCUUCGCCGUCUCACCUACACUACCCCUAAACAACAACUUUGGCCACAGACACUGGUAGAUCACAUCGACACAGCAACCAUGUCAACGCGCCUAGGACGAGGCGGCACCAGCGCCGGCGCCAAACAGAGGCUCAUGGCUGAGCUUGAGGCACUGCACAAGGAGAAAUGGGUUAAUUUCGAUUCCGACCAGGCCAACCUAUUCAGGUGGCGUUUCGCCCUCAUGGUCGUCAACCCGGACAGUGACUUCAACGGCGGCUACUUCAAGGCCGAGAUGAUAUUCACCGAGGAAUACCCAUACCAACCGCCCAAGUUCCGCUUCCUAAUCCCCAUCUACCACCCCAACGUCUACCCGGAUGGCCAACUGUGCAUCUCCAUCCUCCACAAGCCGGGGGAGGAUAUCAUGUCGGGAGAGCAAGCCAGCGAGCGCUGGUCGCCCCUCCAGGGUGCCGAGUCGGUUCUUCGAUCGGUCCUCCUCCUCCUCGACGAUCCCGAGAUCAACUCACCUGCCAAUGUGGAUGCCAGCCUGCUCUACCGGGAUCACAGGCCGGAAUAUAAUAAAAAGGCUCGGGAGCUGGUUGAGAGGUCUAAGAAGGAUAUUCCCGACGGUUUCGUGGUGCCGCGGGAUUUCGAGCCGUCCCCGCCGCCGAAGCCCGAGAGCGAGGACGAUGACUUCUGGGCCGGGAGCGACGAGGAGUUCGACUUUGGAGGAAGCGACACCGGGGACGACGACGGCGAGCAGGAGAUGGCUGACUUCGAGGAAGACGGGGAUGGCGAGGAAGACGAAGAGGAAGAGGAGCAGGACUGCAGCGAUGACGAGGAUCAUACCGAGAAGCGCUGAGCCAGCCAGCCAGCCGGGCACCGGCUUUCUCCUAAGCCGGCGUUUCUACGCUGGAAAUCUCCUUCUCCCGCCGUGCCGCUUGCUCUUCUUGCUUUUACGGCGUUUUCCCCCUCAAUGACUUAUCAUACAUACCCUGCAUAGCGGCGGUUUCUAGGCCAGGCGUUUUACGGCAUGGGGGUGGUCUUGGUAGAGAAUCUUUGGCUUGCCGCAUUUAUACAUCGAGAUUAUUAAGUUUGGCCGUGGAUGCAUAGGUAGCUAGGAUUCAUAAAGAAGGACAUCUGGUUUCUAGACAGGCCAUAGAGCAAUUAACCCUGUUGCCCCACA